AUGGCCAUCCAACCCUACCAGGAAGACAAUGAGGCUUCCUCGGGUCCUCACGACACGGCCCCCGCGAAACGAUUACGCUGGGCUACGCAGAGAGUGACCGGCUCGCAAGGGGGUACAAAACGCCAAUCCAUCCUCAGACGUCUCUCGCAUAAAAAGCGCUCCACCGACGACUCGACUAAGCGAGAGUCAAAUGGGACUGAUCUCGAAUCCGUGCCCGAGGGAUCCGAGGCCUCGGUGGAACAAGCUGGGGCCGGUCGCCGUGUCUUCUUCAACAUGCCACUGCCCGAAGAUGCACGCGACGAGGAAGGCCAUCCUACCACCCAAUUUGUGCGAAACAAGAUCCGCACUGCCAAGUACACACCUAUCAGUUUCAUCCCCAAGAACUUGUGGUUCCAAUUCCACAACAUCGCCAACAUCUACUUCUUGUUCAUCAUUAUCCUCUCGAUUUUCCCCAUCUUCGGCGCCACCAAUCCCGGAUUGAGUGCUGUACCGCUAAUCGUCAUCGUCUUCAUCACAGCAGUCAAGGAUGCAAUCGAAGAUUGGAGACGAACUGUUCUUGACAAUGAGCUCAACAACGCACCUGCCCACCGCCUUGUCGACUGGGAAAACGUCAACACAGCCGAGGACCGAAUCUCGCUGUGGCGAAAGUUCAAGAAAGCAAACACUCGAGCCAUCACAUAUGUAUGGCGCCUCUGGAAGAACCGCAAGGAGCCAAAAGAUGAGAAACGUAACUCCCCGAAAGACAAAGCCUUGGACGAGGGCAGACCUUCUGCAGAUACCCGACGACCAUCCAUGCAUUCUCAGCGCAUGUCUGCGAUGACCAUGGCUACCGAAGAGCCUGGUGCUAUGGAGAUGACUCCGGUACACUCGCCGAUGCCCGCUCCUUCUAUGGAAGGGAGCAAAGAGAUGGAUUUGGGCGAUCACGUCAGCAUAUCCCUCAAAAACGAUGCUCUCAGACCAGGCGACGCGCACCAAGUCGUUGAAGUCGCAAAGGAUCCUACUGACACUAGCGCGCCUAUAUCGAAGCGAUUCUAUGGCAACAUUAUCAACCCCAGCAAACCCACCGGCAAAGCGCGAUUCAAGAAAGAUUGCUGGAAAAACGUCCAGGUUGGAGACUUUGUAAGGCUCUACAACGAAGAGUCCAUCCCCGCAGACAUUGUCGUUCUAUCGACUUCAGAUCCUGACGGUGCUUGUUAUGUGGAAACAAAGAACUUGGAUGGAGAGACCAACCUCAAGGUGCGCCAGGCUCUGCACUGCAGUCAGAAGGUCAAGAGAGCUCGUGACUGUGAACGUGCCGAGUUUACUCUGGAAAGUGAGCCGCCCCAUGCCAACCUUUACUCUUACAGCGGAGCUGUUCGAUGGAAGCAACACGGCAGCAAGAACUCUGAGGUUGAAGCUGCGGAGAUGGCCGAACCAGUCUCUAUUAACAACAUGUUGCUUAGAGGCUGUUCUAUCCGCAACACCGAGUGGGUCUUGGGUAUCGUCGUCUUCACUGGAGAGGAAACCAAGAUCAUGCUCAACUCUGGUAUCACCCCAACGAAACGCGCACAAAUCUCGAAGGACCUGAACUGGAACGUCAUCUACAAUUUCAUCAUCCUGUUCUUCAUGUGUCUCAUUUCCGCUCUUGUCCAAGGUACUACCUGGGGCAAGGGCAAUGAAUCGCUUGAUUUUUUCGAGUUUGGCUCCUACGGUGGCACGCCAGGCCUCAACGGCUUCAUCACAUUCUGGGCUGCCAUUAUUCUCUUCCAAAACUUGGUACCCAUCUCUCUUUAUAUCACUCUGGAGAUUAUCCGCACUGCUCAGGCUUUCUUCAUCUACAGUGACACUUUCAUGUACUACGCGCCUGUCGAUUAUCCCUGCACUCCAAAGUCGUGGAAUAUCUCCGACGAUCUUGGUCAAAUUGAAUACAUCUUCUCUGACAAGACUGGCACGCUCACCCAAAACGUCAUGGAGUUCAAAAAAGUCACAAUCAACGGCGUGCCCUACGGAGAAGCAUACACUGAAGCUCUGGCGGGAAUGCAGAAACGACAAGGAAUCGACACGGACGCCGAAGGAGCUAAAGCCCGUAUACAAAUAGCUCGCGGCAAAGUUAAGAUGCUCGAGGAUCUACGCAAGCUACACGACAACCCCUAUCUUCUGGACGAAAACGUGACCUUUGUGGCGCCUGAUUAUGUUUCCGACUUGACUGGAGCUUCUGGACCUGAACAAAAAGCAGCAAACGAAUAUUUCAUGCUCGUGCUCGCGCUUUGUCAUACAGUAAUUACUGAGCGCACUCCUGGUGAUCCGCCGAAAUUGGAAUUCAAAGCACAAUCCCCUGACGAGGCUGCGCUCGUCGCAACAGCCAGAGAUUGUGGCUUCACCGUCCUGGGUCGUUCAAACGAUGGUAUCAUCGUUAACGUCCUUGGUGACGAGCGUGAGUACACUGUGCUCAAUAUCUUGGAGUUCAACUCAUCCAGAAAACGCAUGAGUGCCAUUGUACGCAUGCCCAAUGGAAAGAUUGUCCUUUUCUGCAAAGGUGCCGAUAGUAUCAUCUACUCUAGACUCAGGAAGGGAGAACAGCAAGAGUUGAGAAAAACAACUGCUGAUCAUCUUGAGAUGUUCGCUCGGGAGGGUCUUCGUACUCUCUGUAUCGCUCAGAGAGAACUCGGGGAAGAAGAGUACCAGACCUGGAACAAACAGCACGAUAUUGCUGCAGCGGCUAUCCAGAACCGUGAAGAGAAGCUCGAAGAGGUUUCAGACGCCAUCGAACGCGACCUUUCGCUUCUGGGAGGAACCGCUAUUGAGGACAGACUCCAGGAUGGUGUACCCGAUGCAAUUCAGCUCCUUGCCCAGGCAGGGAUCAAGCUGUGGGUCCUGACUGGCGACAAGGUCGAAACAGCUAUUAACAUCGGAUUCUCCUGCAAUCUGCUAGGUAAUGAUAUGGACCUGAUUGUCUUGAAUGUUCAAGAUGAAAACCUGGCCAGCGCUGAGGCAGAGCUUGACAAGAAUCUGGCCAUCUUCGGCAAAACUGGAUCUGACGAAGAACUCAAGGCUGCAAAGAAGAACCACGAACCACCAGCACCGACUCACGCCGUAGUCAUCGAUGGAGAGACGCUGAAGCUGAUGCUUGACGACAAGUUGAGGCAGAAGUUUUUGCUCUUGUGCAAGGAGUGCAAGUCGGUUCUUUGUUGUCGUGUCAGUCCCAGUCAGAAAGCUGCCGUUGUUGGCAUGGUUAAGAAUGGGCUCGACGUCAUGACUUUGGCUAUUGGCGAUGGUGCUAACGACGUCGCCAUGAUUCAAAAAGCUCAUGUUGGAGUUGGUAUCGCUGGUGAGGAAGGCAGACAAGCAGUCAUGUCUUCUGAUUACGCGAUUGGUCAAUUCAGAUUCCUCACAAGGUUGGUAUUAGUCCACGGACGUUGGUCGUACCGCAGACUCGCAGAGACCAUCGCAAACUUCUUCUACAAGAACAUCAUCUGGACUUUCGCUCUCUUCUGGUACCAGAUCUUCGCCAACUUCGAUUGUUCAUACAUCUUCGACUACUCGUACAUUCUACUUUACAACCUAGCGUUCACCUCUUUGCCGGUCAUAUUGAUGGGUAUCCUGGAUCAGGAUGUCGAUGAUAAAGUGUCGCUUGCAGUUCCCCAGCUUUACAGGCGUGGUAUCGAGAGAAAGGAAUGGACACAAAUCAAGUUCUGGACAUAUAUGAUUGACGGACUGUACCAGUCACUCGUUUGCUUUUUCCUUCCCUACCUGCUUUUCCGACCAGCAAACUUCAACACAGAGUCAGGUCAGAACGUUAAUGAUUACCAGCGCAUUGGUGUCUACAUUGCGAACUCCAUUGUGGUGGUGGCCAAUGUUUACAUUUUGAUGAACGCCUACCGCUGGGAUUGGUUCUUUACCCUCAUCACGACGAUCUCUAUCCUGCUUAUCUGGACAUGGACCGGCAUCUACUCUUCGUUCACGGUCGGCUUUACUUUCUACAAGGCGGGAGCCGAAGCUUACGGAUCUUUGAGCUUCUGGGCGCUAACGAUGAUGGUCAUCAUCAUUGCUUUGCUUCCUCGCUUCGCCGCAAAGUCCUUCCAGAAGAUCUUCAUGCCUCGUGACAUUGAUGUUAUUCGUGAGCAGGUCAGACAAGGCAAAUUCGACUACCUCAAGAACGUGGAUCCGGAAGGGCCGGACAACGUCUCACCACCACCUCCAGAGAAAGUGUCAGAUUCUACCUCGAGUUCGGAGAUAAGCAAGCCUUCGGGGGCGCAGAGACUUGCUCACAAGUUGUCUCAUAACAGGGUUCCCACCGAAGAUGAACGGCCAAUCUAUCCACCCUCGAUAGCAGCGACAGCAACGACACGCAACGCCAGAUCGCACAAUGGCAGUGAUGGUACCGAUUAUACUGGACAUCGAUCUUCGACAGAGCGGACAUUCCCUGCGUUUGGGCAGGUGACGUCUCGCCCGUCUGAGGACUUUGGGCACAGCCCGAUAGAUUUCUCUCGACCUCCGAUCAUUGCUGGUGGAUUCGAGUCACCUGCACCACGACCAAGUUACGAUCGACCAAGACCUUCGUUCGACCGGUUGAGGGCUAGCAUGGACUUUGAAAGAACCCGUCCGUCCUUUGAAAGCUCGCGAGACUUCACCAGUGCAGCAUAUUUGUCGCGGGUGGAAAGUAGUCAUACACCUGCUGGUACACCUGCCGCGGAGCGGAAAGACAUUGGUUAUGCCAUGUAA
Molecule: messenger RNA, 4701 nt
Organism: Aureobasidium namibiae CBS 147.97
Lineage: Eukaryota; Fungi; Ascomycota; Dothideomycetes; Dothideales; Saccotheciaceae
Product: phospholipid-translocating P-type ATPase
Exons: 4
Coding region: 1-4701 (1566 amino acids)
Biological process (GO): phospholipid translocation
Cellular component (GO): plasma membrane
Molecular function (GO): ATP binding; ATPase-coupled intramembrane lipid carrier activity; ATP hydrolysis activity
Source: RefSeq, a predicted model, not a curated record